This is a messenger RNA of Acanthoscelides obtectus, 1587 nucleotides long. The record is from the annotation of a GenBank genome assembly. NCBI's taxonomy places the organism in Eukaryota, Metazoa, Arthropoda, Insecta, Coleoptera, Chrysomelidae.
AUGGAGGAGAGUACACAGGAAAAACAUCGCCCAUCGAUUGAAUCCAUAAUGUCAAACAGAGCGCGACUGUUGGUGGAACUAGCUCGAAAUUCAGCAUCUAGUGCAGUAGCCUCUCACCAAGUGCCCAAAGACGAUAACAUUAACAAUUUUGCGACCCAAUUGAACGAUGCAUCAGAUCCUCAAAGAACAGAGAGCAUGGUUCAAGUGUCAGUUCAAGAUCUAUUAGGAAAUGCAGAAUUGGUAGAUAAUCCAAUUUUAACAGUCCUAGAAGUGGCAGAAAUCCCAAAAGAAACAUCGUAUUCCAAAACUGAUGAAAAGUUAUAUUAUUUGGAACAAAACACAGAUUCUGAUAGUGGUAUUGUACCAAUAAUUGACUAUCAGGAAGAAGUUGUAGCAGAUGAAGAAGAGGUCCAUGAUGCAACUUCAGAUACUGAAAGACAUUCAGAACCAGAUCCAUUUCAGGAAAGUGGCAGCGAGUAUCUGCCAACAGAUACUGACUCAGAAAAUAGUUUAGGAAACGAAAACGUUGAAAACCAAGGAGGUGGAAACCAAGAAGAUCGUCGGACACCGGAUGGAAGAACAAAAAAACGUAAGAGUAAAGGGCAAAGAGAUCCAUCGCAAUGGAAACGAGCAAAAAAUUCGCAAGCGAGACUUAAAGGCCAUGCAUACAUGGGAUUUCAGAAAAAUACUGGAGGCAAGUACCAGCAAACAGUCUGUAGAGUUCAGCGCAAAGUAAAGCCGUCAUGUGGGGGACACAAAAAUGACUCUAAGGGACCACAACAAAAAUUUGAAUGUUUGCAAAUUACAAAUGAAAUGCGUAAUCAAAUAUUUCAAUCUUUUUGGGAAAUUAGUUCUUGGGAAGGUAAAAAAAUUUAUGUAAGUAGUCUUGUACUGCACUCUCAGCCCAAACACAGAAGACGAAACACUGCAGAAGAAGAGUCUCGAAAGAAAACAGGGUUUAAAUAUUAUUUAAUAACUAAAGAUAAUCCAGAGUCUACCAAAAAAUAUCACGUAUGCAAGAAAAUGUUUUUAGCCACUUUAGGUAUUGGAGAAAGAUGUGUAAGAGAAUGGGUUUUAAACAAAUGUUUACCAAAUAUGGAGCUAGGUAUUGAACCGGCUUUAGUAGAGCCACCUCAGGAUUCCGAAUGCACAAAAAAUGUUAAUCAAUUCUUAGACAGCUUGCCUAAAGUUGAAUCGCACUACUGUCGAGCAUCCACUAGGAAACUUUAUUUGGAACCCACUUGGAAUAGUUACAGACAUUUGCAUCGUGAGUUUAUUAACUAUUGUGAACGUCAAAACCUAAGAUCUUGUUCUUGGAGACUUUUCUAUAAAACUUUUAAGACAAGAAAUCUUGAAAUUUAUACACCUCGUAAGGACCAGUGCAACACAUGCGUGAAGUUUAAAAAGGGAAAUUUAAGUCAAGCAGAUUACGAUAGUCACGUUGCCAAGAAAGAACAGGCACGGUCAGAAAAAGAGCACGACAAACAAGAAGCUAUCUCAUCAGAGGCAGGAAACUCAAAACCCACAAGUUGGAAAAGAAAUAAUAUGACUGAGAUCGAUGAUAAUAAAUAUCCGACCAUCAAGUGA